AUGCACAAGCCCGUCAACCGGCAGAUCAAGGCGAGCCACGUCCGUCUCGUCCCAGCCGACGGCACCGCGUCGCGCGUGCUGCCCUUCCGCGAGGCCAUGGCCGUGGCGCGCGAGGCCGGUCUCGACAUGGUGCAGGUCGCGCAGGAGGCUGGCCGCGACGGCGGCGACCCGCUGCCGGUCGUGCGGCUCAUGGACGUGCGGCGCGUGCAGCGGGAGCGCGCGGAGAGUCGCCAGCAGAAGCAGGAGGCGCGCAGGCGCAUGAAGGAGCUGCAGGAGGAGGCCAAGGAGGCGCGGUUCGGGGUGCACAUCGAAGGCCACGACAGGUCGAUCAAGCUGCGGAGGGCUAUGCAGUGGCUGGCCAAAGGGCUGCCGGUCAAGGUGUCGUGCACGUUCCGGCCGCGGCUGGACAGCCGCGCAGACGCGGAGCGGGUGCUGGCGGAGGCCGUGAAGGAGCUGGUGGAGUCCGGUGCGGCGGAGGAGGUGCAAGGCGGGCGCGGGGGCGGGGGCGCAGCUGUGUUUGCCAUGGUGCGGGCGCCCGGGGCGGCGAAGGAGGGCGCGAGCGACGCGAAGAGCUAG
Messenger RNA from Pedinophyceae sp. YPF-701, 576 nucleotides. NCBI's taxonomy places the organism in Eukaryota, Viridiplantae, Chlorophyta, Pedinophyceae. The record is from the annotation of a GenBank genome assembly.